CAUGCAUGCACGGGAUCAGUUUAGUCUGCAUGUACGGUACGAGUCUAUCCCUGGCCCUACGUGUAAUUCGUGCUAAAAUCAAAAUACCGGUAGACGCUUCAACUUUCAUCGCUGUAAAUAGUCAAAAUGUUAUCGAAGAAAUACGUUUCAGUAGCCAUUUUUUGUAUCAUCGUUACAUUUUCAUAUUCUCUCACAUCAUCUGAAAAUGUAGAAGUUGAUGGAAAUCGACUGCUGCCUGUGAAAAUUGCUGUAGUUGGAGGGGGCAUAGGUGGUACGUCAAAUGCUUUCUACCUGAGGGACCUGUUUGGUGAAAAUGCAGCAAUCACACUCUUUGAGAAAGAUACCAUUGGAGGUCGCUUAGCAACCGUUUCCAUCGGAGGAGCAGAGUAUGAGAUCGGCGGGACGAUCCUCCAUCCACGCAAUCUAUACAUGAAGAAAUUUGUGCAAGAUUUUGGACUGAAGGAGAGGAGCGCAGAAGGCACUGAUAGAACGAUGGGAAUCUACGAUGGAGAAGAAUUUGUCUUUCAAUCCAGUCAAUACUCCAUCAUAACCCUCCUCAAGUUACUAUGGCGAUAUGGAUUGGACGUCUUCCGAAUGCGUUGGACCAUCAGCAAUCUGCUCAAGAAAUUUGAAAGAAUUUAUGAUUUCCAAGAUGCAGGACAAUCCUACACAGACAUCGAAGGCAUAAUGGCUGCGAUGGGUGGGGAGGAGUUUGAGGGUUGGCUGACCAAGCCUAUAAGCGUCGUCCUCCGAGACAUGGGCAUGUCGGAGAGGUUUGUCCAAGAGUUCGCUGCUAUAGCAACAAGAGCAAAUUAUGGGCAGAAACCCCAACAUGAUGGGGUUUGCAUGGUGUCCCUAGCUGCAGCCGUACCUGGUCUGUGGUGUAUAGAUGGGGGUAACAAGCUCGUGCCUGAACAGCUGCUUCAGAGGUCCGGUGCAAAGCUCAUGAAGUCUAGGGUACACUCCGUUGAACGUGUCGCCGGUGAGAAUGCAGAAAGGCCCGCCUUCAGAGUCACGUGGAACGAGGGUGUCAAAGGUCUCAAGAGUGAUGUCUUUGACAUAGUCAUGAUGGCUUCACCCAUAGAGGACGAUCUCUCAGGUAUCGACUUCAUAGGCUUCGAUCAUUCGGUCACCACAACUUCACAGGCGACUACCGCCACACGACCCGUCACGUUCAACGCAUCGAGGCAACUCUACAAGGUGUUCUCAACCGGUGUCUUGAACGAUACGCAGAUGGAGGCGCUGUUCGAGUCGUACUCGGAAGCGACGCACCGCGAUUGGUUGGCGUAUCCCUAUUACCAAGAGCGUAAGGCUUUCCCUGGGUUUGUCUUGGCGGAAGGCUUGUUUUACCCCAAUGCCAUCGAGUGGGCUGCUAGUGCCAUGGAAAUGGCAGUCAUCGGGAGUAGAAACAGUGCCAUUUUGGCGUACCAGUACUGGAGCGGGGAAUCCCCUGAAGUGAAAGUGGGAGCCUCUAAAGUUAGGCAAGAACUAUAAAAGUAUAGCUAUCUUUGGCCCGUUUUCAAUUCCGUACGGGAUUAGUCAGUAUUUUACUAAGCAUUUUAAUUGGUCAAGUAAUGUGACUCUUAACUCAUUUUAUAUUACACAUGAGCAUUUUACUUUAGUUAACCAACUUUCAGGCAAAAUUCUGACUGAUAAGCAUUGCGACAUUCAGUGAUCAUUCAAAAGUAUUGUGCAAUUAACCGAUUACAUUAAAUAAAGUGUAAAAGUGUAAUAAAGUUAUUAGUUUAAGUCAGCCAGGGAGCUGUCUUAAACUUAAGGUGAAAUACUUAGCCAAAAGCUUCAUUUAAAUACCUAAAUUGUCUAAGUAUUUUACUUUUAAAAGCCUACAACUGAUUUCAGAUAAGUAAUGAAUUGUAUACCGGCCCUUGCGCCUCUAGAGUUCGGCAAAAAGUGGGUUGGUUUCGUUAAAGAGUUAGGCAAUAAUUAUGAACUUAUAUCAUUCUUUGUUGAAAGGGUACCAUGCAAAUCACCCAUCUAUGCACUCUGUCUGAUUUGUAGAUAAGUUUGACUUUACAUUUCCAGAAGAUGAUCAUGCAGUUCAAUAUAAAAAUCAUUCUUCACACAAUUCGUGUGUGUGUUUGUGGAUGUACAUUUUAGAGCAUCAAAUGGUUAUUUACAGAAAUGUGAGUAAUUGGGGAAACUGGCUAUGAGAUGGGACCAUGUUUUAAUUUCUCUGUUGCCAACUUGCUCUUCAAAUAAAAAUUAAAUAAAUCUACAUAUAGGGAACUCCAAUUGAAAAACAGAGGCCAGAGGAUUUAAAAAAUGUCUUUGUUAUAAUGAGCUCUCGUCAUCCCCAAUCACAUGGAAAACAUACACAAACAAACCCAUGUAUUGUUUAUAUUGUUUUAAUGUACUUAUUAAGCUCCAUGAUAAUACAUGUAUGUAAAUCAUUGAAAUAUCUGUUACAAAUUGGUCAUGCCAGGGUUUGGGCAAUUUUUGUGUCGUACCAGUGAGUGAGAAACUAUGUCCUCCACCGACCAUAACAAUGUUUGCUCAAAUUGAGUUUUGCAUGAGCAACAUAGCCAAUUAUGUUUAGCAGUAUUUUAGCUUCACAGUGAAUCAAUAUUAAACAUGUAUAUAUAUAUAUAUAUAUUAUAUAUGUGAUGUGCAUGUAAACUGAAAGCAAAUGUCAUGUGCAUGUUAUGCUGGACAAAUUAGAAAUGGAUAUUACACAAAGAUUUUGAAGAAAAGCUGUGUGCAACUGAAACAGGAAUGAUUAUGGCAGGACACAUUAUAUUGAUUUAAAAAUAUCUCAAACAGAUGAUUUUAGAUUUCAUUUGUAGUAGCAGAUCUUGUACUGUACCAACGUUACAAGUACGUUGUCUUAUUUUGCCCCAACCUCAUUAAGUGAUCCACAUGUGAGGACUACGUUCUUUAAAUGGAUACACAAGCAGUAUUGUUGAAAGGACUUGCAAAGGUUUUGCAGAUGAUUAUUUAUCAAUGUAACAUGUCUUAUUGAAAAGCAAAAGCAAAAUUAAACAACAAAAACUAAAUCCCCCUGAACAAGGAUAUUAAUGAUUCUACCUCAUGGAUAGAUUGUAUAUUUCUUGAAAAAUAUUAGUAAUUAUUGUAUGCAUUGUAUGGAUAGCUAGUUAACUUCAAACAGUAUAAUGUGUUGAGCUUGUAUACUAAGUAAAAUAGAGUAACAAUAUGUCUCUAAUCUAAGUGUAGUUGUUAGAAAGCAUGCUUUUGGCUGAGAAGCUAUCACGUGACACUCAAUAUUUUGUAAUGUGUGUAUGUGAUCUUGUCUUUAUCGAUCAUAUUUGAUUAUUUACUUGUGGAGACUGACCUUUUACGUCACCAUCCGAAAGAAGUGACUGAGUUUAAAACUGGGCCAGUUUGUAGGCGAAGACAGAGAGCUGACCAAGUGAAAGUGCUGCUAGACCAACUCACAUCUCCCAUUGCAUGAGCGUGCAAUAUAAGAACUCUUUUUGAGCGGUAAAACGCGUAGAAAAUGAAUGGAACUUCACACCUCUCUUCCCUGCCUGUAUAUAUUGAUUUCAGUGUCUGAGCUGCGCGUAUCUCAUGCGAAAGCAGUCUGAAUGAAAUCGACAAGGCCAGACUCGGAAAGGAGCAAUUCGUGAGAUUGAAAUUAAAUACACUCGAUUUUAUAUUUAAAA
This is a messenger RNA of Strongylocentrotus purpuratus (purple sea urchin), 3641 nucleotides long. RefSeq names its product prenylcysteine oxidase 1. The record is from RefSeq and is a predicted model, not a curated record. Gene Ontology annotation, molecular function: prenylcysteine oxidase activity. Lineage: Eukaryota; Metazoa; Echinodermata; Echinoidea; Camarodonta; Strongylocentrotidae. Gene Ontology annotation, biological process: prenylated protein catabolic process; prenylcysteine catabolic process.